AUGGCUGGUAUGCUUUUUAAACUCGUCUCGGUCUUCUUUCUAUUCAAUUUCGGAUAUGCUGGAUUCAUGUCUAUAUGUACAAUGAACGAAAAAAUGUACUCUUUUUGGCUGGUUUUGGAUUGUACUCAUGAUUUCCACUUAAACGACAUUGUUCUUCUCGAAGAAGAUGUCAUCAGUAGUGAUGAUUUUGUUGCCUCCUUCACUCCUGAACAACCAAUAUUGGUCAAAAAAUUCAUGCUCCUGCAUUUUAAUGCUGUUUUGACUGAUGAUUCAUAUGGAAAUGACUACUUCUCGUUCAAAUUCAAUUUGAAUUCCACCUGCAAUUCUAGAUCAGUUUUCGAAAUUUCGUAUUCUGAAAGUCAAGGCGCGAACUGUACUCAUACAGUCUAUGGGCCUCAUCCAGUUAUAAUCAUGGCUCAUAUAGAUAGAGAGACCACGGCAAUAGACUUUGAAGAAGCUUACUAG
Auanema sp. JU1783 is the source of this 465-nucleotide messenger RNA. Lineage: Eukaryota; Metazoa; Nematoda; Chromadorea; Rhabditida; Rhabditidae. The record is from the annotation of a GenBank genome assembly.